Messenger RNA from Dermatophagoides pteronyssinus (European house dust mite), 1285 nucleotides. RefSeq names its product corticotropin-releasing factor-binding protein. Gene Ontology annotation, biological process: negative regulation of corticotropin-releasing hormone receptor activity; negative regulation of corticotropin secretion; hormone-mediated signaling pathway. Gene Ontology annotation, molecular function: corticotropin-releasing hormone binding. Lineage: Eukaryota; Metazoa; Arthropoda; Arachnida; Sarcoptiformes; Pyroglyphidae. The record is from RefSeq and is a predicted model, not a curated record.
ACAAAGAAUGAUAAUAAUGAUAAUGCCAUCAUCAAAUGAAUAUCGAAUAUUCAUCAUCAGUUUAUUUAGUUUGAUGAUAUUCAAUCCAAUACAAAUUAUUCAAACAAAUCCUGUUAUUGUCGAUAUGGAUCAAUUAAAUCAAUUGAUUGAUGAUGACAGUAUGAUGCUAGAAAAUCCACAGAUAUUACCACCACAAUCAACCAUACCAUAUAUUAAUGAACAACAAGAUGAAAUUGGUGUCAUCAUACCACCAACAUUAGCAACAACAGCAAAAGAAAAUGAUUUAUUCAAUGCUGAUACAUUGCCAUCAUCUUCAUCAUCAUCAUCAUCAUUUAUGGAUAAUAUGAUGAUGUUGGCCACACAAAAUAUUACUGAAAAUAUUGUACAAUUAAAUCCAAAAGAUUGUAUAUUUGUAAAAACUGAAGAAGGCAUUUAUACUUUGACAUCGGAAGAUGAAAGUAAUCUAGUCUGUGGCCUAUAUCUGAUGGCCAGUCCAACACAAUUUGUUGAAAUAGAAUUUUUACAAUUUGAUGUUAGCUGUCAUAAAAAUGGAUUAUUAAGCGUAGUAGAUGGAUGGGAAUUGAUGGGACAAUUUUUUCCAAGUGUAGAAGAUCAUCCAAUUCCACGCGAUGCACGUUAUCAUGAAUUUUGUGGUCAUGUUAAGCCGAAAAAAAUUUUUCGUAUGUCACAAAAUGUUGGUCUGAUCGAAUAUCGUAUACCGAACGUUGGACAAGGUUUUACUGUUCGGGUUAGAUUUGUUGAAAAUCCUAAACCAUGUAAUACAAUCAUUCAAGGUGUCAAUUAUGGAAUCUAUACAUUAAGAAAUUAUGGUCGUCGUAUUAAUUGUACAAUGUCGAUAUUGUUUAGCGCAUCAUUUCGUAUAUUAUCGAUGAAUGUUGGCCAAAGUUAUCGUCGUUUGGAUAGUAUGAUUCAUUCACCAAAAAAUUACGUCGCCGAAACUGGUGUUAUCAAAAAGUGUAAAAAAAGAGGCAUGAAUGAUUAUGUUGAAUUUCGUGGUGGUCAAGGUUUGGACACACAAUUGAUGCAAAUUGGCGAUGACGUUUGUGGUUUUCGACCAUUUCCACAUAAAAAACGUUUUACUGUAAUGUGUACAAAUACAGCCGUACGUCUUGUAUCCAGUGGUCAAUAUGAUAAUCAAAUUGAAUUUGGUUAUGAACCAAUGUUGGAUCUGGAACCCCCCAGUCAACAACCAGCAUCUUUAAUUUGUCCGAUCAAUCUUCAAGAUCAAUAAUGAAUAAUAAGUCAAUCUUUGUUAAGUUUUUAA